AUGUCUGUUUACCUCGAUGCCACAUUACAUCCAUUGUUAAAGCAGAGUGACUUCACACAAGAAGGAUGGAGAAUAGGGCCCGAGAACCCACGAGUGGCAAUAGAGGGGGACUCUGCGAAACCUGAAGACAGCAAAUUGGUGUUUAAAGGUGUCGUAUACAAUGAGAUGAAGGGGCAAAUGUCGGACGCUGGAUAUCUGUACUACAUCAGGUUUCAAGACCAUAUUUUUCCUGCCAUCAACAAUUCUGGAGGCGAUCCGCAAAAGAUGACCGACUUGACAUAUGAGCAAUUGAAAAACUUUCAUGCCGAGCAUUACCAUCCAAGUAAUGCUAAAGUUUUUACUUACGGCGAUAUGCCUCUGGCGGAUCAUCUUGUAGAGGUUAACGCUCAAUUGAAUGCUUUUGAGCGCAUCCAGGGAGAUAUGGAAAUACGAAGACCCAUCGAUUUAUCCUCUGGUCCUCAGAGUAUUACGGUUCCAGGGCCCAUUGAUCCAUUGGUGGAUGCAGAUAUGCAAUAUAAGACCUCAACUUCAUGGCUGGUAGGUGAUACUUCGGAUGUAUUAGAGACUUUCUCACUUUCGAUAAUGUUUGCCCUGCUUAUGGAUGGAUAUGGAUCACCACUCUAUAGAAACUUGAUCGAGGCUGGUUUGGGAACUGAAUGGAGCCCGAACAGUGGCUAUGAUCCUUCUGGAAAAGUCGGAAUAUUCUCCGCUGGACUAACGGGCGUGAAAGAAGCGGAUGUACCGAAAGUCAAGGAAGCGAUUCACAAAACUUUCCAAGAAGCACACAAGAAUGGGUUUGAGAAAUCAAAAAUUGAUGGUUACCUACAUCAAUUGGAGUUGAGCUUGAAGCAUAAAACCGCCAAGUUUGGCAUGUCGUUGAUGCAUAGAAUUAAACCUAAAUGGUUUGAUGGUGUGGAUCCUUUUGAAGCCUUGGCCUGGAACGACACCGUCGCCGCCUUUCAAAAGGAAUUCGAGAAGGGUGGUUAUUUGGAAGGUUUGUUGGAGAAGUACUUACUAAAUGACAACACACUCACCUUCACAAUGACCCCUUCGACAACAUAUGGGGAUGAGCUUGUAACUGAAGAAGCCGCUCGUCUCGCAAAGAAGAUUGCAGAAGUUACAGAGAAGGCUGGUGGUGAGGCCGAAGCUCGGGCACUGCUAGAGAAGAGAGAAUUGGAGCUUUUAGAAGAACAAGGGAAAUCCAACACUCAAGAUCUCAGUUGUCUCCCUACUGUUCAUGUCAAGGAUAUCCCAAGGCAAGACGAGAAAAUAGAAUUAAGGGAUUCUAAGGUCGACAACGUGAACGUACAGUGGCGAGAAGCACCAACCAAUGGACUUACGUACUUCCGAGCGAUCAACACUUUUGAAAACCUACCCGAGGAUUUACGGGCCUACAUUCCAUUAUUCACAGAUUCCAUAAUGCGCCUUGGAACAAAAGACAUGACUAUGGAGCAAUUGGAAGACUUGAUGAAGCUCAAGACUGGAGGAAUCGGUGUUAGUUAUCAUGCUUCCUCGUCUCCUACAGAUUUCAGGUCAGCAUCUGAGGGCUUGAGCUUUUCCGGGACUGCCCUGGAUCGUAAUGUGCCUGACAUGUUUGGAUUAUUGCGAAAGCUAGUUCUUGAAACCAAUUUUGAUAGCCCCGAUGCAGAACUUCGCAUUCGCCAGCUUCUGCAGGGUUCAGCCGACGGGGCAGUUAACAAUAUCGCUUCAUCGGGGCACGUAUAUGCCAGAGGUUAUGCUGAAGCCGGUGUCACACAAUAUGGGCGAUUGAAAGAACAAGUGGGGGGAUUAUCCCAGGUCAAGCUCACCACCUCACUUGCUUCAAGACCGGAGGCCGAAGGAUUGGCGGAUGUCAUCGACAAGCUCAAGACCAUCCAGCGACUCGCGUUCUCCGGGUCUUCCACAUUCCGGACUGCCCUCACAUGUGGGAGUGAAAGUGUCAUGGAUAAUGAAGCCGCUCUCCAAGAAUUUUUAUCGUCAAUUCCAAGAUCUGAAUUACCUUCUCGACAUAUUCCUCUCCCGGAUUUCACGAGAAACACCAAAACCUUUUUCCCUCUGCCGUAUCAAGUAUACUAUGGGGGCCUUGCUCUCCCAACUGUCUCUUACACGUCUCCCGCUGGAGCCCCUCUUCAAAUCCUUUCCCAACUCUUGACACAUAAGCAUUUACACCAUGAGAUCCGAGAAAAGGGUGGAGCUUAUGGCGGGGGAGCUUACUCGAGAGGGCUCGACGGAAUUUUUGGAUUUUACUCUUAUCGUGAUCCAAAUCCUCAAAAUACGAUGUCAAUCAUGCGCAACGCUGGUAAAUGGGCAGUUCAAAAAGAAUGGACGGAACGCGACCUGGAAGAAGCCAAAUUGUCUGUAUUUCAGAGCGUUGAUGCGCCUCAGUCGGUCAGUCAAGAGGGCAUGACAAGAUUUGUAUCCGGUGUAUCAGAAGAGAUGGUUCAGGAGCGACGCGAGCGUUUGUUGGACGUGACCAAAGAGCAAGUGCAAAAUGUCGCGCAAAAAUACCUGGUUGAUGCAUUAGAAAGCGGUCAAGGUAAUAUGGUUUUUCUCGGAGAACAAAAGCCUUGGGUCGAUGGGACUUGGGAGACAAAGAAUCUGGGGCUCGCGCAAGAAGAACCUGAGGUUUUAAGCGAGGAAGAUGUGAAGAAUGCCGCUUUCGGAUCAUAG
This is a messenger RNA of Sclerotinia sclerotiorum 1980 UF-70, 2670 nucleotides long. RefSeq lists its product as hypothetical. Gene Ontology annotation, biological process: protein processing. The record is from RefSeq and is a predicted model, not a curated record. Gene Ontology annotation, cellular component: mitochondrial matrix. The transcript has a single exon. NCBI's taxonomy places the organism in Eukaryota, Fungi, Ascomycota, Leotiomycetes, Helotiales, Sclerotiniaceae. Gene Ontology annotation, molecular function: metal ion binding. The coding region runs from base 1 to 2670 and encodes 889 amino acids.